Messenger RNA from Eucalyptus grandis, 1653 nucleotides. RefSeq names its product serine carboxypeptidase-like 18. Gene Ontology annotation, molecular function: acyltransferase activity, transferring groups other than amino-acyl groups; serine-type carboxypeptidase activity. Gene Ontology annotation, biological process: proteolysis; secondary metabolic process. The record is from RefSeq and is a predicted model, not a curated record. Bases 24 to 1457 code for a protein of 477 amino acids. The transcript has 14 exons. NCBI's taxonomy places the organism in Eukaryota, Viridiplantae, Streptophyta, Magnoliopsida, Myrtales, Myrtaceae.
AGAGAGAGGCAAGGAAAAAGGCAAUGUCAAAUUCAAGAAGAAGCCAAAGUAUUGAGAGGAUGUGGGUGCCUAUUUUGGCCGUGCUAUUGUCUGCCUCAGCUGCUUCACCUCAAUACAUAGUGCAGACACUUCCUGGGUUUCCUGGUAGACUUCCUUUUAAGCUUGAAACCGGGUACAUAAGUGUUGGUGAGGUCGAGUUCUUCUAUUACUUUGUGCAAUCUACUGGGAAUCCUGGAGCUGACCCUCUUAUACUUUUCAUGAAUGGAGGUCCUGGGUGUUCAGGGUUGAAUGCCUUCUUGUACCAGAUUGGUCCACUUAAAUUCAAUAUUACUGAUUACAUUGGGGGUCUCCCAUCAUUACUCUAUGAGCCAAAUGCCUGGACUAAGACAGCCAAUAUUAUAUUCAUAGACGCACCGGUAGGAGCAGGUUUCUCCUAUGCGAUGACUACAUCAGCAUACAAUUCCUCAGACUCAUUGAAUGUUGCACAAAUGCAAACCUUCUUAAGAAAUUGGUUGGCGGUUCAUCCAAGUUUCGAGACCAAUCCAGUGUUUGUUGGUAGUGAUUCUUAUGCUGGUAUAUAUCCUCCCAUGGUUGCUACAGCAAUUCUACGAGGGAAUGAAGCUGGAGUUAAACCAUAUGUUCAUCUUAAGGGAAUAAUACUAUCAUGUCCUCACACGGACACCAAUCUCGAAGCAAACGCAAGAAUUCCGUUUGCUCAUAGGUUGGCCCUCAUUUCAAAUGCACUUUAUCAGGCUUUAGAAAAAAAUUGUGGUGGGAAUUUUGUGGAUUCGACAAACGCGAACUGCAGUGAGGAUUUGACAGCGUACAAUGAGCUAAUUGAAUUGAUCAGCGAAACAAAUGUUCUUGACCCUGUUUGCACUUUCAUUUCAGCAAAACCGAAAGAAGCUUUCAAAAUAGCAAUAUCAAACCAAGAGAAGCACGGGAGGUCCCUCCAAGAUAUCACCAAGGAUCAUCUCAUUUCAUUACCGAGACUUCGCGAUCAUCAGUGCUCGUAUUUCGAAUAUCUACUCUCCGAUAUAUGGGGUAAUUAUCCAGGCGUACAAGAAGCUCUUCACGUGCGACCAGGAACCGUCAGCGAAUUUUUCAGGUGUAAUAUUUCCUUAGCCUACACCGAGGAUGUCACCAGUGUUCUCGAUUAUCAUAAGAAUCUCACCAAUCUGGGCAUGCAAGUUCUAGUUUUCGGGGGUGAUCAUGACAUGUUUACGCCGCAUAACGGCCUUGAAGAGUGGAUAAAAUGGCUUGAUCUGACGGUUGAUAUAGAUUGGCGACCGUGGUAUGUAGAUGGCCAAGUUGCGGGGUACACGAGGAGCUACGAACACAGCGGAUAUCGAUUGACUUAUGCAACAAUAAAGGGAGCUGGUCACUCGCCUACGGAAUCCAAACGCAGAGAAUGUUACAAGAUGUUUAACAGAUGGAUUCAUUAUCAUCCUCUGUAGAUCUACGCGUUUAAGAGUGGGUGCUAGAAUAAAAUUAUGUUCCUAAAUUAUGAGGAAAACUUUAUUCACCAGUUAUGGCCAAUCAAUGUCAAAAUGACCUAGUAGACAUGUAUUGGAACAUAAAGUAUGCAGUUUCUGUAUCAACUGAAGGAACAUGCAAUUAUUUGUAUUUAGAACUUAAACCGGUGGUCAUCGC